This is a messenger RNA of Parasteatoda tepidariorum (common house spider), 1145 nucleotides long. RefSeq lists its product as uncharacterized. Lineage: Eukaryota; Metazoa; Arthropoda; Arachnida; Araneae; Theridiidae. The record is from RefSeq and is a predicted model, not a curated record.
AUUUAAGAUCCGGUGUAAGAUCAACAAGGUUUUCUAACUUUUUAUCAGUUCUGAAUAAAUAAUCAAUUCGCAAAUUAACGUCAAUUAUUUGUUUUAAACGUUAUUUUUCACCGUAGCGAACGAGGCCAGGCAUUUUCAACAUUGAGAAUUUUCAAUUCAUCGGAUUCAGCUGCUGAUAUCUUUUUUAUUUCAACGCAUCUGAUAAAUCCUAACGUUCCAAGUAGAAAUUCGUUGUGAAAGGUGCUUUGUUCACUGAUAUAAGUGGGUCCGUCGAAAUAGUAAUGAUGCCACCCAAAUGUAUACUCAUAGCUAUGGGUGUUUUGAUUGUGGGCUCUUUCCUUUCUGGAAAUACUUCUGCGAAGCCUUUAGAGCCGGAAGACAGUGAGGUUGAUAUGGAUGAUUUUAACUCAGACUAUUCAUCAGUUGGCAUCGAUAGUUUACCCGAGGAGAAUGAUGUAAGUGACGAUGAAAUCGAAGAAGCAAAAGACGAUGUGGAUGAAGAUAUAAUAAAUGAUAGUGAAGUAGAAUAUGCAGAAGAAAUAGGAGAUGAAGAAACGAAAGAAAGUGAAGAAAAGUCUGGUAUUGAAACUGAAGAGAGUGAAGAAGAAGAAACGGAUAAAGAUGAAGAAAUAGAUAUAGACGAAGAUUCAGAAGAAAGUGAUGAAGAAGAUGAUGAUGAUGAAGUAACAGAGAAAAAUGAAGAUGACGAUGAUGACAAGACUGUAGAAAAAGCUGAGGGCAAAGUACUCUUUACUAGUGAUGAUGGAAAAGAUUUCGUUGAAAUUGUUCAAAUUCUGGAUGAAGAUGAUAGCCAAAAAGAAACCAAAUCAGCUAGUUGGUAUGAAAAAAUUAAACAAUAUCUUGCUACUAGAUUAGGAUAAUAGAAAAUAAAGCAAUAAAAUUUCUAAAAUUGCGUAAAAAGUAAUAGAAAUAGAUUUUCUUGCAAGAAAGAGUGGCUAAAGGGCAAUACUUAUAUAUAUAUGCAAAUAACAUAUUUAAAAUUUAAAAAAAUAAUAAUAAUAAGACGAAUGUAAGGAAAAACAAAUCGCUUUCAAACAGAAUAUUUGUUGUGGCACGUAAUUAAACCAUCUCAAUAAUUCAAAGAAAAAGUUCGGUGUCUUCUAGAAAUAAAUUUUUGAAAACUA